Messenger RNA from Acanthaster planci (crown-of-thorns starfish), 3226 nucleotides. RefSeq names its product DEP domain containing MTOR interacting protein (gene deptor). Gene Ontology annotation, cellular component: plasma membrane. The record is from RefSeq and is a predicted model, not a curated record. Lineage: Eukaryota; Metazoa; Echinodermata; Asteroidea; Valvatida; Acanthasteridae. Gene Ontology annotation, biological process: G protein-coupled receptor signaling pathway; intracellular signal transduction; positive regulation of GTPase activity. Gene Ontology annotation, molecular function: protein binding; GTPase activator activity; guanyl-nucleotide exchange factor activity.
ACCGUGCAUGACAUUUCAUUUUCAGCCUUAUCCAUGUUCAGUGAUGUUAUCGGCAGUCGACAGUCAUGACAAUAAUUAUAAAUAAUCCCCUUCUGCAGGCUAGGCGUCAUUACAAAUUAUAACAAUUAACGUGGCUUGUGUGACUAGACCUCGGCAGUGUACACUUGCGGUAUGUCACUGUCCAGUGGCAGUGGCGUAAAUUUGUGUUGGGAGGGGGAUUGGGCGAGUUAUGGCAUGGACAUGAUGGGGUAGCCAAAAUAAUGGGAUAGUCCUCAUUCAAUAUUGCGCGGUCAUCGAAAUUUGAACGGUGGGGGGGGGGAGUUCUGACAUCAUUUGACACAAGGGGCACUGUUUUAGUGUUUAUGAUAUGGAUUUCUGGAUGUUCAUGUAUGUACCUCCAUUUAUCAAACGUGCCAAAACAGGGUUAUUUUCUGCUUUGUUAUUUUUGUCUGGGAUUUGGAGUAGAACUGUAACAGAGGAAUUGUUUGCAUUUUAGGCUGUAAGCGUAGUAACUCUGCAUUAUUUGUAAGUAAUUAAAUAUUGGAUUCUCGUAGAUGAUAAAGGUGAUGAUUAGCCAGAUGUAUAUUAUUCCAAAUGAUUAUACCGAUCUUGUUGAUAUCAGCCAUGUGGUCGUUGGACCCUGCUGUUAUCUACUGAAUAGACCUGGACUGUAGUUGUUAUGUUCAACUGCUGUGUUUCUUGCAUGCUUGUAUACAUGUAGAUGAGAAAUGGAAUUGAAACCUUGUUUCCCUCUCUAGUCAGCAUUGUUUGCCGUAGGAAACAACUGCAUAGCUCCAAGAACUGCCAGAGUGGGUCGUCAGUCACCAGUGGUGGUCGUGAAAAAAAAAUGUGAAACUGGCCGACUCUGACGGUGUUAAAAGCACUGUGUGGGGUACUCCAUAUUGUAAGAAAUGGGAAGAAGCUUGUAAAAUGUGACAUUGCCAGCAGGAACAUUCUGAUGUUGGGAGCUCCCGAACUUUGAGAAGAUCUUCGAGAGAUUUCAAGAUCUGGAAUCGGCAAAGGAGGGCAUCUCAUGUCCAGGACACAGUUUUGAAUACUGGAAGUGGGAGAUGUGUGCUGUGCUCUUUCUACAGCUGGAUCUGUAGUUCGUCAGGUGCACAACCUGGAAGUUGGAUGUGAAGCGGCAGGGGGAAACACGCAGACUGUGGUGUUCAGUGUGCCGCCGCGAUGUCUGGGAAUGAGCCCGCGCAGCAUGCCGAGCGUAAGUCGACUGGCCAGAUCGGCCUGACGGUUCCUAAACCUCUGAGGUCAUCCUCCACUGUUUCCUUGGGGAACCAAGCCUUUGGCAAGAUCCUCAUUAUUGGUGAGAAAUUGAGACUGACUUUUCACAACUGCCGUCCACCUAUGGUCAAAGACCGACGUUACCACCUCCGGAUGUACCCAAAAUGCUUUGUGGGUAGCGAAGCCGUUGAUCGGCUGAUCAAGCACGCAGGCGUCAAAGACAGAUCAACAGCAGCACUGAUGCUGAAUGUAUUGCAGCGCCAUAACGUAAUCCACCAUGUGUGUGACGACCACCAGUUUAAGGACACAUACCUGUUCUACCGAUUCCGAGUGGAUGAUGGUACGCUUCCCCUGAGCAGGGAGACGGAGCUGUACAUUAAGGGUCAUCAACUGUAUCAUGAACAGACACUUCUUGGCAACAGUUCGGUACUGAAACUGCAUAACGAGUCAGGCGUCAUGUACGACAAGAGUUUUCACGGUGCCCAGCUGGUGAACUGGUUGGUGAAGAGCAACAAGUGCUCCACCAGACAAGAAGCCAUCGGCUUGGGCAAGGACCUCCUGGAGCUCAGACUCAUCCAACAUGUAACCAACGAGCAUCACUUCAAAGAUGAAAGACUCCUGUAUGUCUUUCAUCCUGAUCUCAGUCAGCUGAAGGUCAUUGACCUCUUGGACAUUCACGAGCGACCCCGAAGCCUCUCGCUGGACUCCAGUAUGUUUUCUCAGAAGCAGAAGCUGGCCUCACCUUGCCAGCCCAUCCCACCUGUCCCACCGAAAUCCCCCCAGAUGCCAGAUGCCACUGCUGCCGACAGCCGUCCGAAAUUCCAGAUCGGUUCCCCGGAGCAGGAAGAGAGCCAGAACCUCAUGUCAGAAUCUGAUAACGAGGAUCUGUCCGGCUCAAGGUUUCAGGACUCGCAUGGGUCAGGCGCGGUCAGGUUUAGCCAGAGUCCAACCGCAGAAGAGCUGAAGAACCCAGAUGAGUCUUGCAGGAGACAGACCCUUCAGAUUCUGGGUGAUUCCGUCGGCUUUGGAUUUGUCAUCCGUGGCGACGGCCCUUCCUAUGUGCAGACCGUCGACCCCAGCGGACCUGCAGCAAAGGCUGGCCUCAAGAUUGGACAGUUUCUUUAUUUUGUCAACGGCGAGUACGUCCUGAAUAAGGAUCACGUAGAAGUGGCUCACAUCAUCCUGCGCAACCCCCAGCAACUGACCAUGGAUGUUCUGGUCCCCAGACACCAAGCAAGCCAACACUGAAGUAAUAGUGGGCAGAAGCAAACCCCAGUCCCCUCCUCCAUGGUUUUAGACAUGCCGAUCAAACAACUCGCAGUAUCAUCUCUGGAUGAUGUUAUUGCUUACAUUUGACUAGCUCUUGCAACAGUACUGGGACGAAGGAACCACAAGAGGCCUAAUUGGUGAGGAUCAUCAGCCACUUUGCGUGUGCAGAAAGAACUUGCACGUCAAGAGGUGAUAUGUCCAGUUGGCUAGUUCCUGGCUUGUUUUCAUAGGGGGCCGAACAUUGAUUUUUCCUGUUUAUUCCCACCAUGUUGAAUUGCCGAGUAAAAAUGUCCGCUUUCCAACAUUGUGAAAUGUGGGUAAGAUAUUUCUUGCUAUGUUGAGGAAAAUGUAAGAUUUUUAAGACACUCUUACAGUUUAUCUGGGUACUCUUUUUUUCAGGUUUUUCUUUUCAUCAUUCAAAAUGGAUUGCUGCAAAGGUGCCUUUUACAAAAGCUCCCUCCCCCCGAAUUAGAUAGAGUACCACGCAGGCACUUUUUUUUUCUAACGUAGGAAGGUAUUUUUUCUUGUUGGGUAAACAAGGACCAGAAGUAUUCAUGUAAACAUUGAUUCUGUUGACCAAUCCGGGCAUUGCUCAUUGUUCAGGAUAAGCCAGUGAUGGUGUACGUUUGUUGCUUGCAGGUGCAUGCAUGUACAUGUAGUAGGACCACCGUGUAAAGAGGGAUUUCACAUUAGCGCCGUCUGCGCGUAUCCGCAU